UAAUGUAAAUAAACAAAAGAACUACAUUAAGAAGUACUAAACUACUAAGCUAAAUUUGUAGAUAUCACAAAAUUUACUUAUUUACCAAUUCCGAUAUUGUAAACGGUAUAACGCCCAUAUAUUACACUUUCUUGCUAUGUAACGUAUUAUUUAACCAUUUGAUGACCAAUUUAAUUUUAUUCCAGUUAUUAAGAAAAGGUUACCUUAAAAUUGUAUAAGCGAUGUCGGAAUACGAGGUAGCAUCAGGCGGACGGUUAAGGUUAAAAUGUGAUUCUGGAAUUAAAAAGAAAAAAAAGAAGAACAAUAAGGAAAAAGAAAUGGAGAAAAUUAAUAAAGCAUUAAAAGCUGAAGAAGUCAAAACAAAAGAGCAUUAUGUACCUCCAACCAAAGCCGAGUUAGCUUUUAUGAAACAACAGGAAAAAUUACAAAAAGAAAAAAUUAUGAAAGUGGCAUCUAUGACACAUAAACAAAGAGUUGAAGAGUUUAAUAGACACCUUGAUAGCCUUACUGAACACUUUGAUAUACCUAAAGUCAGUUGGACUAAAUAAAUAUGACAAACAAUAUGACAAUGUAAUAUUCUAAGAUAUUUGUAUAUAUAUAAAUAUGUAAAGUUGCCUCUAAUAUUUAUAUAUUUUUUUUAUUUCCAAUUUUUGUAAUAAAAAUUAACUUAACAUCAAAUUAAGAUUUCAUCAUAAUUUUUGUAUAGAAGUAUAGUAGUUAUCUUAUUAAACAUUUGAUUUAUACAGUUUUUUUUAAUUUUUAUUAAUAUUAAAUGAAUAGUCCUGUGA
Molecule: messenger RNA, 788 nt
Organism: Adelges cooleyi (spruce gall adelgid)
Lineage: Eukaryota; Metazoa; Arthropoda; Insecta; Hemiptera; Adelgidae
Product: protein FAM32A
Exons: 3
Coding region: 222-548 (108 amino acids)
Cellular component (GO): nucleolus
Source: RefSeq, a predicted model, not a curated record